Alternaria postmessia is the source of this 1521-nucleotide messenger RNA. RefSeq lists its product as uncharacterized. Bases 1 to 1521 code for a protein of 506 amino acids. The transcript has 6 exons. NCBI's taxonomy places the organism in Eukaryota, Fungi, Ascomycota, Dothideomycetes, Pleosporales, Pleosporaceae. The record is from RefSeq and is a predicted model, not a curated record.
AUGGACAUCCCCCGAAAAUCGGGCAUCAUGAGCGAGAAAGAGCUGAAUAUAACCGAGAAAUUCACUGUUGAGGAGUUGUUGCAACAGCUAAGAAAGGGUGUUCUAUCGUCACUAGAAGUCACGAUAGCUUUUUCCAAAAGAGCGGCUAUGGCACAGCAGCUGCUUUCUUGCCUUACCGAAACGUACUUUCCAGAAGCACAGGACCGAGCACGCUUCCUCGAUGGUGAAAGAGCUGCUGGCCGCAUCGUAGGGCCCCUUCAUGGUUUACCGAUAAGCGUCAAAGACGGUUUUCAGAUUGCGGGAACAGCGGCAACCAUCGGAUUUGUCUCUUUCCUAGACCACGAGUUAUCUGAGAAGAACUCGCCGCUGGUGGAUAUGCUGCUGGAGCUGGGCGCAGUCAUAUAUGUCAAGACUAAUAUCCCGCAGACACUUAUGACGGCUGACUCACAUAACAACAUCUUCGGACGCACAUUGAAUCCCCAUAACACUGCUUUGACGGCAGGAGGAUCUAGUGGAGGAGAAGGUGCACUCGUUGCAUUCCGAGGAUCGCUACUUGGUAUUGGAACGGAUAUCGCAGGCUCUAUCCGUAUACCGUCCCUCUGCUGUGGCACAUAUGGCUUCAAGCCUUCUACUGAACGUAUCCCAUACGGUGGCCAGCCUUCUCCAGUCCGAGAUGGCUUGACCUUCUUUGAACCUUCUGCUGGACCGAUAGCAAACGACAUCCAGGCAUUGAACCUCCUAUGUCGGUCAGUUCUAUCCAUGAGACCAGCCAUGUACGACGCCACUACUCUAGAUGUUCCCUGGAGAGACUUGGAAGUACCGCCGAGCGUGCCGAAACUAAGGUUUGGUCUUUUGACCGAAGACCCAGCGUUUCCGUUACAUCCACCGGUUAAAAGAGCACUGGCUCAAGCUGUAAGUGCUCUGGAAGCCAAGGGUCAUCAGGUUGUUCCAAUAUCGCCGUCGCGCGCACAAGUCUCCAAUGCGCUAGCGCUCGCGUUUGCUUAUUUUGGGCUCGACGAUCCCCCAGCACAUAUAGCCGCUAGUGGUGAGCCGCUAGUACCAUCAGUCAUUCAAGCUAUGCAAGCGUUUGGUGCCUUCAAAUGUGAUUUUCUGGCUGACUGCGAGGGUCUGCAAGGCAUUCCGAGGUUGGCAGCGCUCAAUGUGAAGAGGCAGUCAAUCGCGGAUGAGUGGAGGAAAGUUUGGAGGGAUGAGAGACUGGACGCGGUAAUCGGACCGUCGGCGCAGAAUACUGCAGUUGCGCAUGAUACAUACGGGUUGCCACCGUAUACGUUGCUACUAAACGUAUUGGAUUAUCCCGCCUGUGUCCUGCCGUUUGGCAGAGCGUCGAGCGCUCUGGAUCCCGAGCCUCUGAUCAUUGGAGCUGGUCAAGUAGGUCCAAGCUACGAGCCCGAGCUCGUACACGGCGCACCAACCUCAAUCCAGGUCUUCACGAAUAAGAUGCGCGAUGAGGAAUGCCUACGGAUGGCCACCAUCGUAGAUGAGUGCUUGAGGGCUGUGUAG